GUUCAUUGGUUAACCUGCGCGGGCGCUGGGACGAGGCGGUUCACGGUCACCACAUCUGUUCAAACCUCAGGUGGAAUUAGACGCUCUCAAUUCAAAAAAUAUUGUAUUCAAAAAAUAUUAUUACAUCGAAAUAUACCUUAACCGUUGCUUCGGAGUUAAAACAGUAUUAAUAUGUCGCGGAAAUUAGCGUAUUUCAAUGUCAAUGGCUACACCGAGGCCAUUCGGUACAUGUUACAUUAUGGAAACGUCAAGUUCGAGGAUGUGCGCUAUGACCACAGCCAGUGGCCAAUUAAAGAAGUCAAGGACUCUCUACCAUACGGCCAGUUGCCAAUAUACGAGGAAGAUGGCCGAGUCCUCAACCAGUCCAUAGCCAUUGCGCGGUACGUGGCCAGCCAGACGGGUCUCCUGCCGGCAGACCUGUGGGAACAAGCCAAGCUGGAUGCUGCUGUGUUGAAUGUUUAUGAUCUUCUCAAAAAAUUCGUUGCAUAUUACUACGAGUCAGACCCAAAGAAGAGAGAAGAUGCAAAAAAGACUCUAGAAGGAGAUAUAGUUUUCUUCUAUUCUAGAUUCGACAAAGAGCUGAAAGCGAAUGGCGGUCAUUUUGGUGGAAAGUUAUCCUGGGCUGACUUCAUACUAGUGGGGGCAGUCGAGCUUCUGAACUUGUAUUUGAAUGACACACUACAGACAAAUUAUCCUGCCAUAGCAGCUCUUGUAUCAGAAAUACAUGGAUACCCUGGUGUGAAAGCGUACGUGUCAAAAAGGGAACCUUACAAACCUCCUCAGUUAGAAUAUAAAAGUACAAGAUACAAUGGAAAAAACGAUAACUCCUGCAGAAGUAGAUAUAAACAGUAUAAAUCUGUGUUGCAGAGAUCAAUGCCCUCCUCCGAGAAACAAUACAAAAAUAUUAUAUUAAAACUAUCGGCACUUGCGUUGAGGAAUCGGAGCAAAAUGGCAAAGAAACUGCACUAUUUCCACCUCAAUGGACUUGGCGAGUCCAUCAGGUACAUCCUUCACUACGCUGGAGAGAAGUUCGAAGAUAUCAGAUACGACGGAUCUGAGUGGCCGAUCAAAAGUGUAAAAGACUGCCAGACAAAAAUAUCGACACUUGCGUUGAGGAGUCAGAGCGAGAUGGCAAAGAAACUGCACUAUUUCCACCUCAAUGGACUUGGCGAGUCCAUCAGGUACAUCCUCCACUACGCUGGAGAGAAGUUUGAAGAUAUCAGAUACGAUUAUUCUAAAUGGCCGAUUAAGGAAGUAAAAGACUCCCUGCCCUACGGCCAGCUCCCUCUCUACGAAGAAGGCAACAAGAGUCUGAACCAGUCUCUGGCCAUCGCCCGGUACCUCGCCAGCAAGGCCAAUCUCCUGCCCGCAGACGCCUGGCAGCAGGCUGUCUUGGAUGCUACAGUUUUCAACAUCUACGACUUCUGGAGCAAUUGUAAAAAAAUCAUUUUUGAGAAAGAUCCCGAGAAGAAAGCAGCCAUCAAAAAGGAAAUCCUCACCGAAAUAGUUCCGUACUACUUCUCAAGAUUCGAGAAAGAGCUGAAGGCAGGAAACGGAUAUUUUGGUGGAAAGCUGACUUGGGCUGAAUUCAUCUUCAUCGGCAUCAUCGAGACCGCCAACCUGUUCAUCGACGCAACCAUUGAGCAGGACUACCCCACCGUCGUGGCUUUGCUUAAGAAGAUCCGCUCCCUGCCAGGAGUUAAGGAAUAUAUCGCGACCAGAAAGCCAUACACUGUCUUGUGCGUCACAACACAACAUAACAGACACUUGAGGAAUUUAAGCGUGAUGGCGAAAAGAUUGCAUUAUUUUAACGUCAAUGGUUUUGCAGAAGCCAUCAGGUACAUUCUUCACUAUGGUGGGGAGAAGUUUGAAGACGUCAGAUAUGAAAAAUCUCAGUGGCCAAUUAAGAGUGUUAAAGAAUCUUUGCCUUACGGACAGCUCCCUCUUUAUGAAGAAGGGGAUAAGAGCUUGAACCAAUCGUUAGCCAUCGCCCGCUACCUCGCCAGGAAGGCUGACCUUCUGCCUUCAGACCUUUGGCAACAGGCUGUCUUGGAUGCCAUCGUCUUCAACAUCUCUGAUUUCUGGAACAAAACAAAGGCAAUUGUUUUCAUUGCGAAUGACCCUGAUGCGGAUAAGAAAGCAGCUGUCAAGAAAGAAAUCAUUACCAAUGUAGUCCCAUUCUACUUUAAAAGAUUUGAAGAGGACUUGAAAUCUAACAAUGGACACUUUGUUGGAAAGUUGACCUGGGCAGACUUCAUGCUAGUUGCUGCCAUUGAAAAAGCCAACUUGUUCCUUGAAGAAACCAUUGAGAAAGACUACCCUAACAUUGCGGCCCUGGUUAUGAAGAUUCAGUCCUUACCUGGAGUCAAGGAGUACAUUGCAGCUAAAACGCCUUACGAAAUCUGAAUAAAUGAUUCGAUG
This is a messenger RNA of Ostrinia furnacalis (Asian corn borer), 2421 nucleotides long. RefSeq lists its product as uncharacterized. The record is from RefSeq and is a predicted model, not a curated record. Lineage: Eukaryota; Metazoa; Arthropoda; Insecta; Lepidoptera; Crambidae. Gene Ontology annotation, biological process: glutathione metabolic process. Gene Ontology annotation, molecular function: glutathione transferase activity. The coding region runs from base 172 to 2406 and encodes 744 amino acids. The transcript is spliced from 14 exons.